Messenger RNA from Sciurus carolinensis (gray squirrel), 2271 nucleotides. RefSeq names its product kinesin-like protein KIF2A. Gene Ontology annotation, biological process: microtubule-based movement. Gene Ontology annotation, molecular function: microtubule binding; microtubule motor activity; ATP binding. NCBI's taxonomy places the organism in Eukaryota, Metazoa, Chordata, Mammalia, Rodentia, Sciuridae. The record is from RefSeq and is a predicted model, not a curated record.
AUGGCAACGGCCAACUUCCGCAAGAUCCAGAUAGGGAUUUACGUGGAGAUCAAGCGCGAUGGCCGAAUACACCAAGCAAUGGUAACAUCUUUAAACGAAGAUAAUGAAAGUGUAACUGUUGAAUGGAUAGAAAAUGGAGAUACGAAAGGGAAAGAGAUUGAUCUGGAGAGCAUCUUUUCACUUAACCCCGACCUUGUACCUGAUGAAGAAAUUGAACCCAGUCCAGAAAUACCUCCACCUUCAACAUCUUCAGCCAAAGUAAACAAAAUUGUAAAGAAUCGACGAACUGUGGCAUCUAUUAAGAAUGACCCUCCUCCAAGAGAUAAUAGAGUGGUUGGUUCUGCACGUGCACGGCCUAGUCAACUUCCUGAACAGUCUUCCUCUGCACAACAGAAUGGUAGUGUUUCAGAUAUAUCUCCAGUUCAAGCUGCAAAAAAGGAAUUUGGACCUCCUUCACGUAGAAAAUCUAAUUGUGUGAAAGAAGUGGAAAAACUACAAGAAAAACGAGAAAAAAGGAGAUUGCAACAGCAAGAACUUAGAGAAAAAAGAGCCCAGGAUGUUGAUGCUACAAAUCCAAAUUAUGAAAUUAUGUGUAUGAUCAGAGACUUUAGAGGAAGUUUGGAUUAUAGACCAUUAACAACAGCCGAUCCUAUUGAUGAACAUAGAAUAUGUGUUUGUGUAAGAAAACGACCACUCAAUAAAAAAGAAACUCAGAUGAAAGAUCUUGAUAUAAUCACAAUCCCCAGUAAAGAUGUUGUGAUGGUACAUGAACCCAAACAAAAAGUAGAUUUAACAAGGUACCUAGAAAACCAAACGUUUCGUUUUGAUUAUGCCUUUGAUGACUCAGCUCCUAAUGAAAUGGUUUACAGGUUUACUGCUAGACCACUAGUCGAAACUAUAUUUGAAAGGGGAAUGGCUACAUGCUUUGCUUAUGGGCAGACUGGAAGUGGAAAAACUCAUACUAUGGGUGGUGACUUUUCAGGAAAGAACCAAGAUUGUUCUAAAGGAAUUUAUGCAUUAGCAGCUCGAGAUGUCUUUUUAAUGCUAAAGAAGCCAAACUAUAAGAAGCUAGAACUUCAAGUAUAUGCAACCUUUUUUGAAAUUUAUAGUGGAAAGGUAUUUGACUUGCUAAAUAGGAAAACAAAAUUAAGAGUUCUAGAAGAUGGAAAACAGGAGGUUCAAGUGGUGGGAUUACAGGAACGGGAGGUCAAAUGUGUUGAAGAUGUACUGAAACUCAUUGAUAUAGGCAACAGUUGCAGAACAUCUGGUCAAACUUCGGCAAAUGCACAUUCAUCUCGGAGCCAUGCAGUGUUUCAGAUUAUUUUUCGAAGGAAAGGAAAACUACACGGCAAGUUUUCUCUCAUUGAUUUGGCUGGAAAUGAAAGAGGAGCUGAUACUUCCAGUGCAGACAGACAAACUAGGCUUGAAGGUGCUGAAAUUAAUAAAAGCCUUUUAGCACUCAAGGAGUGCAUCAGAGCCUUAGGUAGAAAUAAACCUCAUACUCCUUUCCGAGCAAGUAAACUCACUCAGGUGUUAAGAGAUUCAUUCAUAGGUGAAAACUCUCGUACCUGCAUGAUUGCCACAAUAUCUCCAGGAAUGGCAUCCUGUGAAAAUACUCUUAAUACAUUAAGAUACGCAAAUAGGGUGAAAGAAUUGACUGUUGAUCCAACUGCGGUUGGUGAUGUCCGUCCAGUAAUGCACCAUCCGCCAAACCAGAUCGAUGACAUAGAGACACAGUGGAGUGUGGGAAGUUCCCCUCAGAGAGAUGAUCUAAAACUUCUUUGUGAACAAAAUGAAGAAGAAGUUUCUCCACAAUUGUUUACUUUCCAUGAAGCUGUCUCACAAAUGGUAGAAAUGGAAGAACAGGUUGUAGAAGAUCACAGGGCAGUGUUCCAGGAAUCAAUUCGAUGGUUAGAAGAUGAAAAGGCUCUCCUAGAGAUGACUGAAGAAGUAGAUUAUGAUGUAGAUUCAUAUGCUACACAACUUGAAGCGAUACUUGAGCGAAAAAUAGACAUUUUAACUGAGCUGCGGGAUAAAGUGAAAUCUUUUCGAGCAGCUCUACAAAAAGAAGAACAAGCCAGUAAGCAAAUUAACCCCAAGAGACCCCAUGCCCUUUAAAUUGGUAUUCGCUGCUAAAGGAUCCCCAGAACCCUCACUACUUACUGUAACAUAAAAUGGUUCAGCUGUAAGGGCCAUUUGAAAGUUUGAAAUUUUAAGUGUCUGUGGAAAAUGUCUUGUCCUUCACCUGAAUGACAUUUCAAUUUUGUGAAA